Messenger RNA from Echinops telfairi (small Madagascar hedgehog), 4375 nucleotides. RefSeq names its product Rho guanine nucleotide exchange factor 10 like (gene ARHGEF10L). The record is from RefSeq and is a predicted model, not a curated record. The transcript is spliced from 29 exons. Lineage: Eukaryota; Metazoa; Chordata; Mammalia; Afrosoricida; Tenrecidae. Gene Ontology annotation, molecular function: protein binding; guanyl-nucleotide exchange factor activity. Bases 131 to 3889 code for a protein of 1252 amino acids. Gene Ontology annotation, biological process: SREBP signaling pathway; actin cytoskeleton organization; positive regulation of stress fiber assembly. Gene Ontology annotation, cellular component: cytosol.
GGCCCUUCCCCACCUGUAGGGGCUGCCGGUCUCACUUCACCCCCUGCUGCCCCGAGGGCUGGAGGAGAACUGUCCAGAAUCCAGCAGGAGCGCGGCUGGGACGGUGCUGGUCAGAGCUGGACCUUGUCUGAUGGCUUCCCCCAACUCUCUACCACAAGCUGCCACAGGAGAUCAGCUGGUGUCCAGAGCUCCAGACCCACCCUCCCCAGCGGAGGGAGACGACCCCGGAGAGGCCUUUGAGUUUGAUGACAGUGAGGAGGAGGGCUUGGCGGUCCCAGUCACUGCUGCCACAGAAGAGGGAGACCCCCCACCGACCGGCUCCCGCUCCGGCUCUGACUCCGCCCCCAUCUCGGCCCCGGGCCCAGCGGCUGCACCACCCCAGACACAGGUGCCGGCUGUGGUGAGCAAUGGGGACGCUGGGGACUCGGCUUUCUCCGGGGUCCGACGUUCCAGCUGGAGGCGGAAGAGCUCCCGUCGCAGCGGCCGCUUCACUUUCCCCGCCCUGGAGGAAGAUGUGAUUUAUGACGACGUCCCCUGCGAAAAUCUGGAUGCCCAUCAAGCCGGGGCUGAGAGGAAGCUGUUUGAGGGUGUGCCCCCGGACGGGGCGCCGCGGGGAGCGGACGACCUGGGCUGGAGCUCCAGCGAGUUUGAGAGCUACAGCGAGGACUCCGGGGAAGAGGUGAAGCCUGAGGCUGAGCCCGCCAAGCACCGGGGCUCCUUCCAGCCGAAGCUUUCUCCAGACCUGACUAGGCUCAAGGAGAGAUGCGCCAGGACUAAGAGAGACCUCUUGGCUUUAAGAGUUGGGGGGAGAGACAUGCAGGAGCUGAAGCACAAGUACGAUUGUAAGAUGACCCAGCUCAUGAAGGCCGCCAAGAGCGGGACCAAGGACGGGCUGGAGAAGACCAGGAUGGCCGUCCUGCGCAAGGUGUCCUUUCUGCACAGGAAGGACGUCCUUGGUGACUCGGAGGAGGAGGACAUGGGGCUCCUGGAGGUCAGCGUUUCAGACAUCAAGCCCCCAGCCCCCGAGCUGGGCCCCAUGCCCGAAGGCCUGAGCCCUCAGCAGGUGGUCCGGAGACACAUCCUGGGCUCCAUCGUCCAGAGCGAGGGCAGCUACGUGGAGUCUCUGAAGCGGAUACUCCAGGAUUACCGCAACCCCCUGAUGGAGAUGGAGCCCAAGGUGCUGAGCGUCCGCAAGUGCCAGGCGGUGUUCUUCCGAGUGAAGGAGAUCCUGCACUGCCACUCCAUGUUCCAGAUCGCCCUGUCCUCCCGCGUGGCCGAGUGGGACUCCACCGAGAAGAUCGGGGACCUCUUUGUGGCUUCGUUCUCCAAGUCCAUGGUGUUGGAUGUGUACAGCGACUACGUGAACAACUUCACCAGCGCCAUGUCCAUCAUCAAGAAGGCCUGCCUCACCAAGCCCGCCUUCCUCGAGUUCCUCAAGAGGCGGCAGAUUUGCAGCCCGGACCGCGUCACCCUCUACGGGCUGAUGGUGAAACCCAUCCAGAGGUUCCCGCAAUUCAUCCUCCUGCUCCAGGACAUGCUGAAGAACACCCCCAGGGGGCACCCCGACAGGCUGUCCCUGCAGCUGGCCCUCACGGAGCUGGAGACGCUGGCUGAGAAGUUGAAUGAGCAGAAGCGGCUGGCCGACCAGGUGGCCGAGAUCCAGCAGCUGACCAGGAGUGUCAGCGACCGCAGCAGCCUCAACAAGCUGUUGACCUCUGGCCAGCGGCAGCUGCUGCUGUGUGAGACACUGACGGAGACCGUGUACGGUGACCGUGGGCAGCUGAUCAAGUCCAAGGAGCGCAGGGUCUUCCUGCUCAAUGACAUGCUGGUCUGUGCCAACAUCAACUUCAAGCCUGCCAACCACAGGGGCCAGCUGGAGAUCAGUAGCCUGGUGCCCCUGGGGCCCAGGUACGUGGUAAAGUGGAACACAGCGCUGCCUCAGGUGCAGGUGGUGGAGGUGGGCCAGGAGGGCAGCGGCUACGACAAGGACAACGUGCUCAUCCAGCACUCCGGUGCCAAGAAAACCCCUACCGCUGGCCAGGCCCAGAACAAGGUGUACCUGGGCCCCCCGCGCCUCUUCCAGGAGCUCCAGGACCUGCAGAAGGACCUGGCCGUGGUGGAGCAGAUAACGCUUCUCAUCAGCACGCUGCACGGCACCUACCAGAACCUGAACAUGACCGUGGCUCAGGACUGGUGCCUGGCCCUGCAGAGGCUGAUGCGGGUGAAGGAGGAGGAGAUCCACUCAGCUAACAAGUGCCGCCUCCGGCUCCUGCUCCCGGGGAAACCCGACAAGUCAGGCCGCCCCAUCAGCUUCAUGGUGGUCUUCAUCACCCCCAACCCCCUGAGCAAGAUCUCCUGGGUGAACAGGCUGCACCUGGCCAAGAUCGGGCUCCGGGAGGAGAACCAGCCGGGCUGGCUGUGCCCUGAGGAAGACAAGAAGAGCAAAGCCCCAUUCUGGUGCCCCAUCCUGGCCUGCUGUGUCCCCGCCUUCUCCUCCCGGGCCCUCAACCUGCAGGUUGGCGGCGGGCAGGAGGGUGCAGGGGGCCAGGUGGAGAUCUUCUCCCUGAACCGGCCCUCGCCCCGCACCGUAAAGUCCUUCCCCCUGGCGGCCCCUGUGCUCUGCAUGGAGUACAUCCCGGAACCAGAGGAGGAGGAGGCGGCGGGCGAGGGCAGAGACCAGAGCCGGCCGGCGGCUGACCCCUCGGCCGCAGUGCACCCAACCAUCUGCCUCGGGCUCCAGGAUGGCAGCAUCCUGGUGUACGGCAGUGUGGACACAGGGACGCAAUGCCUGGCGACCUGCAGGAGCCCAGGCCUGCAGCCCGUGCUCUGUCUGCGGCACAGCCCCUUCCACCUGUUUGCUGGCCUGCAGGACGGGACCCUCGCCGCCUACCCUCGGAGCAGUGGAGUCAUCCCGUGGGACCUGGAGAGCCCUCCCGUAUGCCUGACCGUGGGGCCGGGGCCCGUGCGCACUCUGCUGAGCCUGGAGGAGACAGUUUGGCAUGGCUGUGGGCCUGGCCCUGCACUGACACCCCCCCCACCUCCCGUGCCACAGCAAAGCUUCGAGGCGCACCAGGACGAGGCAGUCAGUGUGACCCACAUGGUGAAGGCGGGCAGCGGGGUCUGGAUGGCCUUCUCUUCCGGCUCCUCCAUCCGUCUCUUCCACACGGAGACCCUGGAGCACCUGCAGGAGAUCAACAUCGCCACCAGGACCACCUUCCUCCUGCCAGGCCAGAAGCACUUGUGUGUCACCAGCCUCCUGAUCUGCCAGGGCCUGCUCUGGGUGGGCACCGACCAGGGCGCCAUUGUCCUGCUGCCAGUGCCCCGGCUGGAAGGCAUCCCCAAGAUCACAGGCAAAGGCAUGGUCUCCCUCAACGGUCACUGCGGGCCCGUGGCCUUCCUGGCUGUGGCUACCAGCAUCCUGGCCCCCGACAUCCUGCGAAGCGACCAGGAGGAGGCUGAGGGCUCCAGGGCCAAGGAGGACCAGGCAGAUGGGCAGCCCCCCGAGCCAGGGCCCACAUCAGAGGGCCACGUGGGCUGCGAGCUGACCCGCAAGAAGGGCAUCCUGCUGCAGUACCGCCUGCGCUCCACAGCCCACCUGCCCGGCCACCUGCUGUCCAUGCGGGAGCCCGUGUCCGGCGAUGGCGCAGCCCUGGAGCACAGCGAGGAGGACGGUUCCAUCUACGAGAUGGCCGAUGACCCCGAUGUCUGGGUGCGCAGCAGGCCCUGCGCCCGCGAUGCCCACCGCAAGGAGAUCUGCUCCGUGGCCAUCAUCUCGGGUGGCCAGGGCUACCGAAACUUUAGUGGCGCCCCUGGCCUUGGCGGAAGGCCGGCCCCCUGCGGGGAGACAGACAGCACCCUCCUCAUCUGGCAGGUGCCCUUGACACUAUAGCCACCCCGUCCUCCCCCAGGGGCACCGUGCAGGCCGGCCACAGCCGAGCCAGGCUCCCAGCCUACCGUCGGGGUCCCUCCUUACCGAAGGCCCCUUUCAGGGAGAGAGGGGUGAAUCCCCUCUCAAGACCCACACAGAGCCAGACACGGAGGCCUGGAUUCGGGACCUGGCAGAGCGGGAGAGAGUCUUUCCACGUGUCCUGGGGCAGCGUCUGAGGAUCUGGGGGAGGAACGACACCUCCAAAGGAGAUGGUCUUCUCUUUAAAAGCAACACACGAAACCUCACAGCUGCCUGGUUCAGCCGAGCCCACCCCCGGCCCGCCCAGCGCCCGAGCAGGGUGCCCGUGAGGGUGGCUGAGCCUGUGAGGCUGGCGUGUGAAUCUCUAUAAAUACGUACAUAUGGUGUAUAUUAUAUGUGUAUAAAUAAUGUCUGUACAUACCAGAGCUCUGGAAGAUGCUGGAAUAAAAGACAAGAAUAGUGUCUGUA